AUGGCUGAUGAGCGUGAAAGGUAUUUCAAAGACGAAUUUGAUUCAUCUCAGGAAAAGGAGAGACAUGAGUUCAAGUUGAAUGGUGGAUCGUUCUUAUUUGGAUCUAACGGACAGGAACCAGUGGAACCGGCGGCACCGAUAGUGCCAUCGGAAUCCGGACUACACACAUCUGCAGGUUCAGAUAGUCAGUCUCAGAACGAUUUGCAAGAUGAAACUUUGCAAGAUGAAAGUUUACAAGAGGAAUUUGAGCCAGCGUCUAACGAACUACAAUCCCCUGAUUACAUAAGUCAAAUUAGGCAGAUUAUUCCAGGAAUGAAUUUAGAUGUAGCCAGAGGAUUAGUAGAAAAAUACCGGGGCGAAGGCGAUGUGGUUUCUAAAGCCAUAAGUGAAUAUUUCGAAGAAGGACUCAUAGUGGAACAUGAGAAACCCAGGAACAGUAGCUCACCGACGGCAGGCGGCAAUGAAGGGGCUGAGAGUAAUAGCAAUGGAAAUAGCAGAAACGGAAGCCUCGUAGGCCAGCCUCUAACUAGAGAAAAGAGGCGCAAAGAAGUCACACCAAGACCCAUAAAAAGAUUGAAAAGUGAAAUUGAGUGGAGAAAAUUUAUCGGAUCAUUACAAGUGAAUGCUAUGGCUACAAGACCUACUUUAAGACCUUUAAAAUAUGGAACUGAAUUGGAAAUUCUAAAAUCUUCUGGUGGUCUACCUACAUCUAAGCUGUACAACACCAAUGGUCGAAAGAAAGUUUCAAUGGCAAGCUUCGUAAAAAUAUUUGAUACACAGCAAAAUCGAGAAAUUGGCAGAUUACCAGAGGAUGUGGCUCAAAUUGUUUACCCAUUGAUAAACACUGAUGAUGUGGUCUUUGAAGCUACAAUGGUGUUCUGUGAAAAUAAAAGAUUAAGCAUAGGUGAUAGUUUUGUCUUACAACUUGACUGUUUCCUUACAUCUUCUAUUUUCGAUGAAGAUCAGAAUAAAGAACUAACACCAUCACGGUCUGCCAGAUGGGGGAGCAAUAGUUCAAUGGUGGAAACGGAGGAAGAAUUACAAAGUCGGUCAAAAAAAGUGGGUCUUUUAUCACUUUUUGACAGACUAAGGCUAAGAACUGUGGAUGAUAAGGCAGAUGAUGCAAGCAAAAGUUCAGCAAAUAGUGAAGAAGAUGGCGUAGAAGUUAUUGAUUUGGAUGAUGAUGAUAAUGAUGGGGAUGAAAAACUCGAAGAUAUUGUUGCUCGUGAAGAGGAUGAUGCUCGUAGAUUUUCUUCCCAAGAGGAAGGUGUUAUGAAUUUGAAUCAAUUAAAAGUGUUUUAUAAAGCUACUCAGUCGUCGGAUUCCCUUAAAACGUUACCAGAGACAGAACCUCCAAGUACUACAAUCAAUCUCACUUUAAGGAAAUACCAAAGACAAGGCUUAACAUGGAUGCUUCGAAGGGAGCACGAAUUUGAAAAGGCUGCAGAUUCUCAAGGGUUUCAAAAUGUAAAUGGAAACAUGAUGAACCCACUAUGGAAAUGUUUCAAAUGGCCAAAAGACAUGUCAUGGACAGCACAGAGAAUGGAAGACCAUACAGAGGUGGAUUUAGGAAAGUUCUUUUAUGCUAAUUUGCAUACAGGAGAGUUUUGCCUUGAAAAGCCUAUUUUAAAAACCAUGAUGAAAGGGGGAGUUUUAUCUGAUGAAAUGGGUCUAGGUAAAACAAUUUCAGCAUUAUCUCUAAUAUUCACUUCACCAUAUGAUUCUUCAUUGGUAGAUAAGCAUCUUUUCAUGGAUGGUAAUGAAGACGAGAAUUUAUCUCCGCCAUCAUCUCAAUCAUCAAAAAAACCUUAUGCCAUGAAGACUACUUUGGUCAUCGUUCCUACUUCCCUUUUAUCACAAUGGCAUAGCGAAUUCACAAAAUUCAAUAACUCUCCAGAUCUCUACUGUGAAAUAUAUUAUGGAGGUAACGUUAGCAGUUUGAAGACUUUAUUAACAAAGACCAAAAACCCUCCUACCGUUGUGCUUACUACUUAUGGUAUUGUGCAAAAUGAAUGGACUAGAAUUCUAAAGAUGGAUAGGAGAGAUGCUGACAUGGAUUCUACCACAGGAUUAUUUUCUCUCAAGUUUUAUCGUGUGAUUCUGGAUGAGGGCCAUGUUAUAAGAAAUCGUACUACUUCAACUUCCAAAGCUGUCAUGGAGAUUUCUAGUAUGUGCAGAUGGGUAUUGACAGGGACUCCGAUUAUCAAUAGGCUUGAUGACCUUUACAGCAUUGUUAAAUUUUUGAAAUUAGAACCAUGGGCACAAAUAAGCUAUUGGAAGAUGUUUGUAUCUGAUCCGUUCGAAAGAAAAGAUUAUCGACAGGCCUUCGAUGUAGUGAAUGCAAUUCUGGAACCGGUUUUCUUGAGGAGAACUAAACAGAUGCAAGACGCUGACGGAAGACCACUGGUGGAGCUACCGCCAAAGGAAGUGGUCGUUGAAAAGCUCACCUUCAAUGAAGCCCAAAAUACAAUCUACAAGCAUUACCUGGAGGAAGCAGAAACAUCGGUGAAAAAAGGAUUAGCCCGUGGUGACCUUUUGAAGAAAUAUUCCACCAUCUUGGUUCAUAUUCUAAGGCUUCGCCAGAUAUGCUGUGAUCCAAAGCUCCUUGGGGCACAAGACGAAAAUGAUGAAGAUUUGUCCAAGUCGAAUCAAUUGCUCAAAGAGUCUGUGGAUGUUAACAAAGUCUAUCAAAAAGUCGGGUUAAAUGAAAGUUCAAAUCGACUCGAUUCUGGUCGUUUGAAUACAAUUAAAUCUAGAAUUCAAGAAAAGUACCCUACUGCGGAUUCGUUGAAGACAUUAGAAUGUUCAAUUUGUACAGCUGACCCAAUUGAACUGCAUAAAGUGUUGUUCACUGAAUGCUGCCACAGCUUUUGUGAAGAAUGUUUAAAGGAAUAUUUGGAAUUUCAAAAGCAAAAGGAAUUGGAAUUGAAAUGCCCCAACUGUCGUGAACCUGUAAAUAAAAAUUAUUUUUUCACUUUGAUGUUGAAGGAUGGGGAAUCACCUCAAGUGGUUCCUCUCCGUGAAGUGGCUAAAUCAGCAAAGAUUGAAGCACUUUUGAAGCACUGUAGCAUACUGCAGGAGACUUCACCCGGUGAACAAAUCGUAGUAUUUUCUCAAUUCUCAUCAUUUCUGGAUAUUCUCGAGACUGAGUUAGCUAAUACAUUUCUCGGCAAUGGGGUAAAAGUUUACAAAUUCGAUGGGCGGUUAAACUUGAAGGAGAGAGCCGCUGUACUCGAGAAUUUUUCGACAAAAGAUUUCGACAACCAAAAGGUUUUACUCAUGUCACUCAAGACAGGAGGUGUAGGUCUAAAUCUUACGUGUGCCUCCUAUGCAUUUAUGAUGGAUCCUUGGUGGUCGCCCAGCAUGGAAGAUCAAGCUAUUGACAGAAUACACAGGAUCGGUCAAAUAAAUCAGGUCAAAGUGACACGAUUCAUCGUAGAAAACUCAAUUGAAGAAAAGAUGUUAAAGAUCCAGGAACGAAAGAGGACUAUCGGUGAAGCUAUGGACGCAGAUGAAGAUGAAAGGAGAAAAAGAAGAAUUGAUGAGAUUCAAAUGCUUUUUGAGUAG
Messenger RNA from Zygosaccharomyces rouxii, 3567 nucleotides. RefSeq names its product DNA helicase RAD5 (gene RAD5). Bases 1 to 3567 code for a protein of 1188 amino acids. Gene Ontology annotation, molecular function: nucleic acid binding; hydrolase activity, acting on acid anhydrides, in phosphorus-containing anhydrides; ATP binding. Lineage: Eukaryota; Fungi; Ascomycota; Saccharomycetes; Saccharomycetales; Saccharomycetaceae. The transcript has a single exon. The record is from RefSeq and is a predicted model, not a curated record.